AUGUUUUAUGGUGUGGUCGAAUUCCAAGCUGUAUCUGGCAGCUUUAAAAAAGAGCUAUCUGUAGUACCUCUUACAUGGCUCAUAAAAAAUGAAAGCAAAUGCUACUGGCCUCUAGGAACUCAUAAUAUUCCCAUGAAUGAAUUCAUUAAAAACUGCCCUCCUCCAAAAAAGAAUUGGCCCCGAUAUAAGGUUUUAAAGGUUCAUUUUAAAACUGCCGACUUUGAGUUAGCUGAUAAACAAGUUGAGACUAUUAUAAAAGAAUAUGAGCAAAAUGAAAAUUUUUCUAGUGUAAGCAAAAAAUCAGUUAGCGAGCUUUCUGAAUCCUCUAGUGACACAGAUGAAGAAAAUGAACCGCUAAAGAAAAGACAAAAAAUUUUAGAAAAGGAACACCGAAACAAAAAAACUGGAAAUAUCGUUUUGUCUAGCAUAAACCAAAACCAAUCUUUAUUGCCAGACUACCAAACAAAUGUUCUUGUUACACCAUCAAGUUCUUCCACCUCAACGAUGACCCUUUACGAUGAAGCCUUUAAUAAUGACAUCAUAAUAGAUCAUGAUAGCGCGUUGGACGAAACUGCCAUUAUGGUCGAAACUAUCCAAAGCAAUUUGAACAACAGUGACUCCGUUGGCCGUGCAAGUUACUCUGUAAUAGGCCAUGGAUCUGGUAUGAAACAAAAUGCACGUGACAUAACUACAUUACAGACAUUAAACCAGAAUUCAGUUGAUUUUCAGCACACAGUUUUAACAAGUCUGGCUUCAAUUCAAACGACCAAUGAACAAAUACUUCUAACCAUGCAGGAAAUAUUACGAUUUAAUAAAAAAAUUGCUUUAGAAAAAUUAAUAGCCCCUGAAAAUUUACCAUCUUUUCCUCUUAAGUCCAUGGAUGAAUUUUCAGGUUUUGAAAAUUUAAUAAAAGAGGACUCGACCGUCAAACAAUAUAUGGUACGUCGAUUAGCUGCUUUGGGAGGAUCCGGGGUUGAGGCCGUAACAAGACGUAUUAUGAAAUUUCUACUUACUAAUGAGGUAGGGAACCAAUUUAAUUGGAAGGGUCGCCAUAACAAAGUUAGUUUUGAAACCACUGCCAGUAUGGCUAUUGUUUACGGUAAAAUUUUGAAGCAAUUUGCAAAGAGCUGAUUAAAUUAAAUUAAACAAUUAGCAAAGAGCCUAUUAUAUCUAACGGUUCCACAGGAGUUAGUCAUUCUUUCAAAUAAGUAGUUGGA
This is a messenger RNA of Anthonomus grandis grandis, 1217 nucleotides long. RefSeq lists its product as uncharacterized. The record is from RefSeq and is a predicted model, not a curated record. Lineage: Eukaryota; Metazoa; Arthropoda; Insecta; Coleoptera; Curculionidae. The transcript is spliced from 6 exons. Bases 1 to 1131 code for a protein of 376 amino acids.